CUCAACCUACCUAGCUUAUUUGCUCUCAAGAAAGACCUCUUACUUUCCUUUUUCGAGGCAGUCCAGAGCCAUACCCCUCCAGAUUUCAAUGUGUUUCAUUGCAACGCCCAGUCAAUAGGGUCGUCCCACCUCUCCCAUAUGUUCCUUGCCAGUUGCAACAUGUCUGUGAUAUCCAGCAAGACCCGAUCUUUCCCAUCCCGUGCACGUCAGAACCUGAUGGCCCUCAUGCCUUCCUCCUCCUCAGUCAAGCAUGUAGCAACUAACCUGCUAGUCAUUUCAGCCCUUUUAGCCCUGACCGGAACCACGGCCCAAGGCAAGUUUUUGGCGGGUAAAAUACCUCCAAAUGAGUUCGAUUUGGUCGAACUGAACGGCUUCCACAAGCCCACUGAUGCCAUCCAGUUGUGUGAGGACCAUGAACAUUGCGCCGGGUUCACCUACCGGGGCUUGGUCAACAACACCAAGUUCCCCGAGCUCACUUUCGAGACCUACUUCUUUCGCUAUGUCCCGUUUGUAGACAGUCAGAAGCCCUACUUUAAUUGGGUGUCCUACAAGACCUUGAGAACUUAUGCCGUGUAUAAGGGCAGUUUUCCAGGUACGUCGGUCAAGACCACGAUUGAAGGCGAGGUCCUGGAACCAGGGCAGCACAUAAGUCCCAAUGUGGCCGCCUUGGUGACUGAUGCCGUCACGGGGGAGGUCGAGGAACGACUGUCGGACAUCAAUCUGGCCAAGUUUGUUCCCGACCAAUUGAGAAUCACGUAUUUCAACUUCAAUGUCGACCCCGAGAAGGUUCGGGAUACUUCUAUGAAAAUGGACCUGUGCUGUCCCACUCAUGACUUUGAAAAGAACAUCACGGACUGGAAGAACACGAUCAACGACGGCCUGGACCGCGUUUCCUGUGACAUUGACCCCAUGGAAUUCGUAGAGAAAUACGUGCUACCCAGGAAACCCUGUAUCCUAGUAGACUGUAUCAAGAACUGGGAGUCGACCAAAACGUGGACCAUCCGCAACCUGCUCGGUCGAUAUGGGCAGAAUGGCACGUGGAAGACGGACAUAUCCUAUGAUGACUUUUCGCAACUCAACGGCAUCGUCCUCAACAAGGAGGAAGACGACUUUCCUUUGGAUGACCCCGAUUUUGACAAGAACUCGAUUGAGGACGCCCUGUUGACUGGGGAUGAAAUUCUAGCCUUGAUGGGGCGGAAUGUGACGGUUCGGAUCUUUGAACGUUUGGGAGUGGCCGCCCGUCGGUCGAGGAUGGCUGGCAGUAGCCUUAAAUCUGAUCUGUAUCACGAUUGGGCCUGGCCCAAGCCCAUUCCCACGGAUCUAUUCAAACCUGCAUUUGGAGGAACAGACUAUCAAUGGGUUAUCAUGAGUCAAGCCACAACCGGAACACACGUCCAUCAUGAUCCCGAGCUGACCGACGCGUGGAACGCCCUUCUUUAUGGACACAAGGCAUGGGUACUGUUUCCCGCUGACGUGUAUGCUGAAGAUUACGAGUGUGACGAUUUUUGCUCGCCCAAAUUCGAUCCCUUGUUUGCCGUGUCCUGGUGGACCCACGUGGUUCCCCAGUUGAGAGAGGAGACUUGGUAUGGGAAGCGGAUUAUCGAGACGGUUCAAAAGCCUGGUGAGAUCAUCUACGUUCCACAUGGAAUGGGCCAUGCAGUUCUUAACAUUGACGAGAAUCUCUCCAUCACGGAGAACUUUCUCCACGUGGGUGCCAUGGAUGAAUUGGCCAAGUACUACGUCUUCGAGCAAAAACCGAUGCAAUACGACGUGGAAAACGCGGCCAAACGCACGUGGAUGAAUCUGGUUAACCGAGACAUUAAGGACAAACGCCACCGGCGCUAUGCCAAGGCAAUGCUUCAACAAAUCAAGGGUCUGAAUGAAAUAUCCGUGUAGGCUGGGCAUGAAACCUAGCAUUGCUUCGUAGAUUUACCUUAUGAAGACGAUUAUAUGCUUAAAUAAACGGACCAAAGUAGUUACAUA
Tigriopus californicus is the source of this 1983-nucleotide messenger RNA. RefSeq lists its product as uncharacterized. The record is from RefSeq and is a predicted model, not a curated record. NCBI's taxonomy places the organism in Eukaryota, Metazoa, Arthropoda, Copepoda, Harpacticoida, Harpacticidae. Bases 139 to 1896 code for a protein of 585 amino acids. The transcript is spliced from 3 exons.